This is a messenger RNA of Rhipicephalus microplus (southern cattle tick), 759 nucleotides long. Its product is annotated as putative nuclease HARBI1. The record is from RefSeq and is a predicted model, not a curated record. NCBI's taxonomy places the organism in Eukaryota, Metazoa, Arthropoda, Arachnida, Ixodida, Ixodidae.
AUGAGGGUUUGUGGUGGGGAAGUGCACAUUUUUAGAAUUUUCCAAGUUACACACAUUGAAACAUGGCUGUUGCUUUUGUGUGAAAAUAUUUCUAAGAAAUGCACAAUACUUGAUUCGCAGGCUAUCACUGGUCCCGAGCUCCAAUUCUUUGACGUAGUUGCCAGUUGGCCUGGAUCUGUGCAUGACAGCAGAAUAUUCACCAACAGCAGAGUGAUGGCUCGCUACGAACAGAAGGCUGUACCUGGCGUUCUCCUUGGUGACCAGGGGUAUGCGUGCCUACCAUUCCUCAUGACACCACUGAAGAAUCCUCAAACAAGCGCAGAAAAGAGGUACAACAAGAGCCAGAUAAAAACAAGGAACAGUGUGGAGCGUACAUUUGGAGUGUGGAAAAGGCACUUCGCAUGCCUGCGGGCAAAGCUGCUGACGGACACUGAUCGGUCUGCAGCUAUCGUAACAGCAUGUGCAGCACUCCACAACAUUGCCUGUUUGCAUAGGGACCCAUGUCCACUCUCCGAUGAAGCACACCCCGACGUUAAUUUACCCGACAACCCCAGCCAAGGAGAUCCCGACACUGUUGCUGGUGCACAAGUACGCAGCUGCUACAUCCGCCGGUGUUUUUCCUCUGGGAACGAACACACAGCAUCAAGGCGAGCCUCGAGUUCUACGUCGAGUGUGUGCUGCAACAGAGACAGCCUGCCUCCGCGGACAUUCCGCACACUUGACCCAGCUGUUGGUGCUUCACUUUGUGCACCUGGCUGA